UUCCUAAAUUGCCGAGUUCUCUCUCCCUCCCUGUUUGUGGCGGCGAAGCUCGUAGGAACGAUCUGUUGUUUCAACGGUCACCAAGUUCCGUUGUCCUCCUCGGCAAGAGCAACACCCAUUCGGACAUUGAACGUAGUCGACAACUGAAGAUAUGUCAAAAACAUUGGUCCAGCCAAUUGGCCAAAAGAGAUUAACGAAUGUUGCAGUUGUUCGUCUAAAGAAUCAUGGGAUCCGUUUUGAGAUUGCUUGUUACAAGAACAAAGUCCUUUCGUGGCGUUCUGGAGUUGAGAAGGAUUUGGAUGAAGUAUUACAGUCACAGACAGUUUAUUCAAACGUAUCAAAAGGAAUUCUAGCCAAAUCAAAGGACUUGAUGAUGGCAUUUGGAACUGACGAUAAUUCAAAAAUAUGCUUGGAGAUUCUGGAGAAAGGAGAGCUUCAGGUUGCAGGAAAGGAAAGAGAAUCUCAGCUAUCAAGUCAGUUUCGAGAUGUUGCAACAAUUGUUAUGCAGAAAACAAUCAAUCCAGAGACACAGAGGCCUUACACGAUUAGCAUGAUCGAGAGACUAAUGCAUGAAAUACAUUUUGCUGUAGAUCCUCAUAGCAGCUCCAAGAAACAGGCUUUAGAAGUGAUCCGUGAGCUCCAGAAGCAGUUUCCCAUAAAGCGCUCUCCUAUGCGAUUGCGACUCAUUGUUCCUGAAAAGAAUAUGUCUCCACUAAUGGAGAAACUUAAUGCUUGGAAUGCUUCAAUUGCCUCAAAAGAAGUCUCUGGGAAUCAUCUCUCUGUGGUUUGUGAAAUGGAACCUGGAUUUUUUCGUGAGUGUGAUUCUAUGAUGAGGAAUUGGCAAGGGAGACUGGAAAUAUUGUCCGUCUCUGUGCAUGUUGAUGAAGAUGCACAUGUUAAUGAUUAUGAAGAUCAUGAAACUGCCCCAUCUAGCUUUGAGAGACAGCCUGUGGAUUCAGUUUCUGAGCUGAAUGAGGUGGUACAGAAUCAACUUACCAUCUCAACAGAAAAUGCAAAUGCUGGAGAACAGGUGAAACAACAUAAAUGCAGCACAUGUAAUGCACUUGUGGGAGAUGCCAAGCAGUAUCGUGAUCAUUUCAAGAGUGACUGGCACAAACACAACCUCAAGCGUAAGACAAGACAUCUCCCACCUCUCACGCUGGAAGAGUGCAUGACAGAUAUAGAGCUGGAUGAUGCUAAGAAUGAUCUUAAGGACUAUUCCUUUUGAGAGGUGUUUUACUAGUUUAAGUAGUUGUCGUUAUAUCUAUGGCCGUUCAAAAUUUUGUCUUCACUGUAUAUCUUCAAGGGCCUCUCUGUUAAUGAGAGUUUGCUAAGGCAAUCGAACUUUCAAUUCAAACAGCAAGGAAACACUCUUUGAAGAGAUCCUUUCCAUUGGUGGAGCCGGAUUCUUGAAGCAUGAAUUUGACAAUGCGAGUUUAUUAAACUAAAUGUCUGUAGUAAGAAGUUCCAGAGAACUUAAAGAUGUGUAUCAUAAACUGCUGAUGCUCUUACAAAAUUUUUGUUCUUCUGCUCAUUCCACGUUUUGACUAGUACCUGUAUUCUAAUGCUAAAGCAAUAUGAAGGAACUGCAUAUGUAUCUUUUGUUCAAAA
Molecule: messenger RNA, 1611 nt
Organism: Nymphaea colorata (pocket water lily)
Lineage: Eukaryota; Viridiplantae; Streptophyta; Magnoliopsida; Nymphaeales; Nymphaeaceae
Exons: 6
Coding region: 152-1228 (358 amino acids)
Biological process (GO): ribosome biogenesis; cytosolic ribosome assembly
Molecular function (GO): zinc ion binding; nucleic acid binding
Source: RefSeq, a predicted model, not a curated record